Messenger RNA from Fusarium subglutinans, 3993 nucleotides. RefSeq lists its product as uncharacterized. NCBI's taxonomy places the organism in Eukaryota, Fungi, Ascomycota, Sordariomycetes, Hypocreales, Nectriaceae. The transcript is spliced from 5 exons. Gene Ontology annotation, molecular function: histone acetyltransferase activity; protein binding. Gene Ontology annotation, cellular component: SAS acetyltransferase complex. The coding region runs from base 1 to 3993 and encodes 1330 amino acids. The record is from RefSeq and is a predicted model, not a curated record.
AUGUGGAGUUCGGUAUGGCUUAGAGGAUAUGCUGUUACGCAUCAGCCAAUGACCUUUUCCAAGGAUUUCGUCGCCGUUAUCACCAACUUGGCUCCCACCCCCACAUCCUCAGCCCAGUUCAACCCCACGACCAUGACGCAACUCGAUAUUCUAGAAAACCGUUGUUUGAUGUUACCGGUUUUAGUGCAGACCCCAAACGAUAUCAGUAUGGAACUGCCGACCGGUACCGAUUCGAAAUUCUUAGCCGUCAACUCUACAUCAUCUUCUGUUGCUGCCACUAACGGCGACUUAUACUCUACCACUAAGACAAAAGAUUAUAUGGACUCUCUACGACCACCUUCACCAAAGCAAUUCGAACGAAUUGCAAUUGUUCAACAACAACGCGAACAAGAAACAAAGCGCAGAGAUCGCGAACGAAGGCGCUGGUCGCGCGAAGCCCAGCGUCAGCGCAAUAGAGCCGCCAGUAUGUCGACAGUCGAUCAGGACGACCAAGCGCAGGCGCAAGCUGCGCGCACUAUACAAAAGACAUUUCGAGGGUAUCGCGCCAGAAGAGAGAUGCAAGGGUUUGGGUUAGAUGCAAGUACAAGAUGGGUCACUGCAAUUCGAGAAGCUCAAUUUCGACAUGCGACAUUGCCACGACCGAAAACAGAAGCUGAUAACAAAGCUUUUGAUAAGUCAAAAGCUGACGAUUUUGCGAAACAUAAAUCGGCGAGUGCACGAGAGAAAUGGAAGAAGGCGAGCGCCGUUGCGCGACGAGCAGGCCAUGAUGAUCUUUUAUCGGAUUCUGAAUCCUCAGAAUCGUCUUCCGACGAAGAUGCCUCCCCUGAAGAACGAGCUGCUGCACGAGCGCGACGCGAGAAAGCUACUGCUGCACGGAAACAUGAGGCGCGCAUGAUGGGAAUUCGAUACUUCCUCGAGAUGGUCGACCAGAAGCACCGUUACGGAAGCAAUCUUUGCCGUUACCACGAAGUUUGGAAGCGAACAGAUACAACUGAGAACUACUUCUACUGGCUUGACUAUGGUGAAGGCCGCAACGUUGAGGUUGAUGGUUGUCCACGCGAUCGACUUGAGCGGGAGCAAGUCCGAUAUCUGUCUCGCGAAGAGCGCCAGUACUAUCUUGUUGAAGUUGAUAGUGAGGGCCGACUCUGUUGGGCGAAAAAUGGCCAGCGCAUUGAUACCACUGAGGAGUUCAAGGACAGCAUACAUGGUGUCGUGCCUGUGGACGAUUCCACGCCGGCCUUCAACGCCGCAGCCCAGCCUAAAGAUGUACGAUCCCUCGAAUCUGUCAGCAGUUCCAGCUCCGAUUCUUCUCUAGAGUCACGACGAGAGGCAGACCGGGCUGCCAAGUAUGCGACCCCUGACUUUGACAACAGUCAGGGUAUGAACAAAGUGUCUCAGAUUUCAGCCUCCACAAUCUUUAACAGGUUAAUGCGCAAAUCUGUCCGGAAGAAUACAUGGAUCUUCGUUGCAGACACAAGUUUUCGCAUGUAUGUGGGCAUCAAAGAUUCAGGGGCAUUUCAACACUCGUCUUUCCUCCAGGGUUCUCGCAUAUCGGCUGCAGGCUUGAUCAAAAUCAAGAACGGUCGAUUAUCGUCCCUCUCACCACUGAGCGGACACUACCGCCCACCCGCUGCAAAUUUCCGCGCUUUUGUUGCCAGUUUGCGGCAGUCAGAAGUUGAUAUGAGCCACGUCUCGAUCUCGAAGUCCUAUGUGGUGUUGAUAGGACUAGAGACAUAUAUCAAGACGAAGCGCAAGGGCAAAGACUUUGCUCAGCGUGUGGGACACAGGAAAGAUAAGAUAAUUGCCCCAGAGGAGGCGGCGCGUAGGGAAGAGGAGGCCAGGGAUAACAGUGAAAGUGCCGCGAAGGAAAGGGAGGUCUUACAACGAGAAGAGGCGGAGAAGCAAGAGGGAAGACCUGUAAAAAAGGUCUUGAAGAAGCUUGGUAUCAAACCAACAAAGGAGGAGAAACAGGCGGCUAAAAGGGAGAAAAAGGAGGAUGUCGAGAUGAUGCACGUAUACUAUCCAUCCUGUGGCCUGAAUAGAGCUUCAAGACCUAUUAUCCUCCGAUACCCACCAAGCGAAGACCUCAGAGCAGAAAGAAGCACAGAAAAGCCAUUCAUGUAUACCAAAGCGUCUAUCCUGAGUGAUAAGAGUAAUACGAUAACCGAUCUGAGAGUGGCUCCAGCGCGAGGACGCCCUGUAGCUCUGCAUUUGCCAGUGGGAUAUAGGGGGUACAGUGGCGCCAUUGCCCUGAAAUUGCAAGAACACUGGUGCUCAAAAUCUUGGCUUGGUGCCCUGCGAGACGGAGCCAAGCUUCCACUGACUGCAAGCGUCGCACCGAAGCCGCGUUCGAAAAACCCCAUCAACAUCGACGACGCCAUCUUCAAACUGAGCUGGCGGACUGAGAGAAAUACAUCCUUGAAACCAUGCCAGGCAUUUGCUCGUCUUCCAAUGGCUUCCGUCACCCGUUCCUCGCGGCGCGCUGAAGCUCCGCACCAGCAUCAUACGCAUCACCACCUGACGCCCCCAGCAGGAGUAUUCGCACAUGCCCAGGGCGGAGGAGGAGGAGGAGGAAGAGGGCGCAACAAAAGGGCACUCGACACCCACGAUCGCGAUUUCGAUGCGAUCAAACCGAAAAGAACGCGAUUAACAGUCGAGAUCUUCGCAAAGGGCACCCACGGACUCCGUGAUGCCGAUAUCGACAACAACAAAGCGGCACCACCCACGCGCAAACCUGCUGCGACGCCCACAGUGGCGACUGCGACACCAGUACCCCCUCCUCCUAUGACCGAUAGCGCGACAUCGAAGCCGAAGCAGGAGCAGGCUCUGACAAAACACCAGAGCAAAGUUAUCAAUGGAAUCAAACAUGAACUCGAUCGGUUACAGCCUCAGCCGAGCGAUACCAAUACCCAAGAGCAAGGCCGCAAGCUGCGCUCUCAGGAAGCUACGAGGUUCAAAAGCGAACUUUCUGCCUAUUUUCCUGAAUACGAUGAGGUGAUUGGGAAUGAGCCCAAGGAGCAGCAAUUAUUCAAUGUUGACACGCCGAUCGUAGUCGUUGAUUCCGAUCCACGACGCGCCGUUUCAGAAAAUCAACGCGCGAUCCCACAAACUCAUCACCCCGCAAUUGAAUAUCCCGUGCGAGGGUACGGUGAUGCCCUCUUCUACAAUGUAUUCGAUUGUCAGCAAGUCGAUCUAGGGUUUCUAGAAUCGCAGUCGAAGAACAAGACCAUUGAAGAUCCUUUACCUGAUAGACUAUAUCAGCCAAUACAUCGUCGCGCCGAGCGGCUGGAGAGGUCAAUACGUAAUACCGAGAAAGGCAGAGCACAACAUGAAAGGGAUCAAAUUAUCCGACUUCUCGAAGGACUCCAGGGCCAUGACUGGUUAAGAGUCAUGGGCGUCAGUGGUGUGACAGAGACGAAGAAGAAGACAUUUGAGCCUGCUCGUAACCAUUUCAUCAAAGGAUGCCAGGCUAUUCUUGACAAGUUUCGAAACUGGGUGUUAGAAGAGAAGAGACGGAAGAUGGAGAAAGACAAGGCCCGGGCUGAGAAGGAAGAAGAGGAAAACUCAUCAAGCGUUGAAGAAGACGAAGCUGGCGAUGACAGCGAGAAUGGUGAUGCAAGCGACUCAGAAUCACCCGCAAAGCAACUGCAAGAGGAAGCCAUGGCAAGAUCCAAGAAUGGCAAAGGUUUAAAGAACCAAAAAUCGACUCCCCAACCAGCUGUAGCCAAAAUUCCGCGUCCUGCAAAAGCAGCACCGGCUCCAAGGCCGCCAGAACCACCUAAGGAGUUCAAGUCGUUCUUCAGCAAGAGAUAUGAGCGUGACAGCGCUCUGCAUCGACACAGGCGCACAGGGAGGAAGAUUAUGGCAUGGGGUCUACCCAUGCCUGAGAUACCCGAGGUUGAUUUUGAUUUGCCGGAGGAAUACCGUGGUGAAGAUACCCUCAAGGCUCGUGCGAGGCAGCAGCGCCGUGAACGAAGACGCAGCAAGCAGUGA